AUGAUUCUGCUUAGAGUAUUACGUUUGUUUAUAUUCUGUUUGGUUUUAUCAACACUUUGUUCCAUUACCAAAUGUGGAAGUUCAGAUGUAACUCUGAAAUUCUUGAAAGCACCUCAUGCAUUUUCUCACUUGAAUUCAGCAACAUUUGCUUUUGAAGUUCUUAAUUCUGGUAGUAACCGUACUUGCUCAAAUUGCAGCCUCAGUUGUAAGCUUGAUGAUGGGGUCGCGUCAGUUUGCACGAACGGGAGAGUUACAUACUCAAGCUUGCAAGAUGGAAAUCAUGGUUUUGAAGUCUGCACCAAUGGAAAUCAUAGUUUUGUGGGUUGUGCUAGCUACAACUGGACUGUUGACACAAUUCCACCAACAGCAUAUGUUACAGCCUCAACAACUUUCACAAGUUCUUCAAAUGUUUCGGUAAAUAUAUCUUUCACCGAACCGUGUAUAGGUGAAGGUUUUGGAUGCAAGUUUGUGAAUGCCUGCAAUCUUCUUGUCUAUGGUGCUGGCCAGGUUGUACCAUCUUCCUUUAGAGUUCUGAAGCCAAACCUCAUGUAUUCUCUUCUUGUUAGUUUAUCUCCUACCGUUCAAUACGGCCGAGCAAUCCUGGUAAUGGAUAGGAGUUUCUGUACUGACAUAGCUGGUAACAGCUUUACAAGAAUGGCGAAUUCGAGUGUUCAUCUACAUAUUGACAGAAGAAAGGUUUAUGUCAACAUCAGGACUCGUGUACCUGAAAAGCUACUUCGAAUUAACAGUGAAACUAGAACAAUUCAGGCAACUAAUGACCUUAACAAGCUAAAGGUGUAUUUGUACUUCUCGUCUCCAAUUGUAAAUUCAUCUAUGGAAGUUAUGAGUUCUCUCAACAUUAGUCGUGGUUCACUCGUUCCAACUAGUGCAGAAAAUCUUGGAAAUCGUAGAUUCGGAUUCAUGAUUGCUAAUAUCUCCUCCACUACUAUAGUCUCGGUUGAAUUCAAUUUGAAAUCUAUAAUAACCAGACAAGGGACUCAUGUUUCUCCAACUGUGCCGGUUAAUUUUCUCUAUGAUUCUAAGAGGCCUGCGGUGAUGUUAAGUACACAUAGAAUGAGGACAAAAGAUCACAAUAUACAAAUAUUAAUCGAAUUUUCAAAGCCUGUUUUUGGAUUCAAUAACUCCCGCGUAUCAAUUUCAGGAGGUUUAUUAAAAAGCUUUCACAAACUUAGAUGGAGCACAUACAUUCUUGAGCUACAAGCGGAUGAUGAUUUGGUAUUCGUCAGUGUUCCCGAGAACGUAACUCGUGAUGUUUCCGGAAACAAAAAUCUAGCUUCCAAUGUUCUACAAGUGAGGCACUACUCAAUACCUCUUAUUUCUUCUGUGAUUUCUGCAUUUACAACUGCUACUUUUGCGCUGACAUCGAUUGUUGCUGGCCUGCUUACUAUCUCAACUGCAAGUCUUCAAUCAAGUGAUAUAACUUUAGCAAGAUUUGGAGAUAGAGGUUUGAAUCUGAGAAUGUCCAAUCCUCUUUAUCUCCACAAUAUUCUUGAGGACAAGAGAUUUGCAAAGUGUAGGAUUGUUCUUUUACAUACAUCAUAUCCAUUCUCAAAGGAAGCAUCAUAUCUAGCUUCUCUCUACUCCCAGGCAAACAAUUCGCAACUCAGUCACUUGCUGAAAGAUCUUUUAGAGCAAGCACCAUUAAAUAAGGUGAUGUUUAGUACUGAUGCUUAUGCCUUUCCCGAACUCUUCUACUUAGGUGCGAAAAAUGCCCGCAAAGUUGUUUUCACAGUUCUGCGUGACUCGUGCAUUGAUGGCGAUCUCACUGUUUCAGAGGCUGUGGAAGCUGCAAAAGACCUCUUUGCACGAAAUUCAAUCAAUUUCUAUAAGAUUAUCAGUUAA
Vicia faba (fava bean) is the source of this 1863-nucleotide messenger RNA. The record is from the annotation of a GenBank genome assembly. Lineage: Eukaryota; Viridiplantae; Streptophyta; Magnoliopsida; Fabales; Fabaceae.